This is a messenger RNA of Notolabrus celidotus (New Zealand spotty), 1407 nucleotides long. RefSeq names its product chemokine XC receptor 1-like. Gene Ontology annotation, cellular component: membrane. The transcript has 2 exons. The record is from RefSeq and is a predicted model, not a curated record. Gene Ontology annotation, biological process: immune response; G protein-coupled receptor signaling pathway; chemotaxis. NCBI's taxonomy places the organism in Eukaryota, Metazoa, Chordata, Actinopteri, Labriformes, Labridae. Gene Ontology annotation, molecular function: chemokine receptor activity. The coding region runs from base 84 to 1142 and encodes 352 amino acids.
CUUAUAGUGAAACAAGAAGAGGAAGCUGUAAUUUGCACUCUUAUUCGACAACUUUUCUUCCACAUUGCAAUUCAGGAGGGGACAUGGAAGCUGGUGACAUCGAAAACCUUACCAUGUUCAACUACAGCUACGAAGAUUAUUACGAUGAUGGUCAUGUGAAAUAUUUGUGUCUGGAGACGUUCAACUUUAACACCCUCAGUGGUGCUUUCUUCAUUGUGAUCUUCAUCUUUAGCCUCUUUGGCAAUACUCUCCUUUUAUGUGUUCUUUUCAUCUACGAGAACCUGAAAAAUGUCACAAAUGUCUUCAUCCUGAACCUGGCCUGCUCUGAUUUAAUCUUCACUGGAAUGCUCCCAUUCUGGGCCGUCAAUCACCUGCACCACUGGAUCUUUGGAGACUUUGCCUGCAAAUUUAAAACAGCACUGUACUACAUUGGAUUGUACAGUAGCAUCAUUCUGCUGACUGCCAUGACUGUGGAUCGUUUCAUAACGGUGGUGCUGCACAACUCACCACGUAUCCCUGCAAACAGGCUGAGGUGUGCAAUGGUUUCCUGUGUAGCUGCCUGGAUCAUCAGCAUUGCAGCAGCUGUGAGUGAUGCUAUUAAAGUAGAGGUUGUGUCCAGCCACUGGAACAGUGAUUUAUUCUGUGAAGAUGCAUCUGAUAAAAUUUCUCUCAACCUGGGAUAUUAUCUCCAAGUGUCACUACUCUUCAUCCUCCCAUUUACCAUUGUAGUUUUCUGCUAUUCUGCCAUUCUGAGGACGGUCUUGCAGGCUUCAAAUAGAAAAAGGUACAGGACUGUAGUGGUGGUGUUCUGUAUUGUGACAGCCUUCUUUAUCUGCUGGGGACCUUACCAUAUUUUCAUUUUCACGGAUGCUUUUUAUGAACCCAAAGGCUGUUAUGCAAUUGAUCGUUUCAACAUGGCCUAUUAUAUUAGCCGUAUCCUUGCUUAUUCUCACUGUUGUUUGAACCCUCUGCUGUAUAUGCUCUCACAAAAGUUGCGAAGACAUCUCUUGCAACUUUUAAAAUGCAACAAAGACACAAGGAACCACAGGGAGAGAGGUAAUGGCCUAAGUUCUAAUGUUUCUCAUAAUGUGGCUUUCACAACAAAAAGCUCUGCUGUCAUGUUGGAUGAACCCUCCAAAUAGGAAUUCACUUUUACAUUGAAAUCAAUCACAAAGCUAUAAUUUCAACUUUGUUCAAUGUACAAUUGAUUUUUUUAACUGAUAUAUAGCAUAUGGAUCAUUUUCAUGCAUUAGUUCUUUGAUUUGUGCAUGAUACAUCAAAAGCAUAUCCUUUUUUAUGAUGACAUGAGGCAAAGCUUUCCCCUCUGAAUUUCCUCAUCAUUUUUGAAAAUAAUUAGCGGUUGCUGUUUCUAUGACAUAUUUAAUAAAAAUGCAGUGUAAUCUGGUU